This is a messenger RNA of Peronospora belbahrii, 453 nucleotides long. Lineage: Eukaryota; Oomycota; Peronosporomycetes; Peronosporales; Peronosporaceae. The record is from the annotation of a GenBank genome assembly.
AUGGCUAAGCUGCAGGAAGAAUACAUGAGAAAGCGAAAUGAACUGCUGCGGCAGCAUGAUGUAGAGUGUCGAGCUGUAAAGGAGCGGAAGGCUAGCACUGCCAUGCACCGAGCGGAUGUAGAAGAACAGAAGCGCGCUGAUAAUGAACGCGAAGCCAAACUGAUUGACGAAGCUCAGAAGCUGAGAAAGGUCAACCAAGAAGUGAACCUGACUGCAGAACAUGUACAGCAUCAAGUCAAGGAAGCUGUAAAACAUGGUUUCCAGAGGGGCGUUUCUAAAGCAAGGGUGGAGCUUGUACCCCCAUUAGCAGCGGCACGAGCUGAAGCGCGCAAUGCAACCCCUAGAGCGGGCGAAAUAAAACGCAAAUAUUGCCAUCAGCAGCGCCUCGAGGAACAGCGGCUAGAGUGGGGACAGCAGAGAGGACUAUGCUGCGACAUAGAUACCGUUAUUUAA